GGGCGGCGGCGGCGGGCAGCAGCGCGCCGAGCACCAACAGCAACGCCAGCUCCAUCGCGUCGUUUCCAGCCGAACCCGGAGCCGGCAAUCCGCUAUGGCGGGCGGGGCGGUGCUCGGCUUCGGCCCGCCCGCUGCCGGCCCCCCGCGGGGCGGGAUCGGAAGGUUUCCCGCGCGGCGAGCGCUGCCCGCCAUGUCCCGCUUCUUUCAGGCGCUGCACCGCGCCGGCAGGGCUCGGGCGGGAGGGCUGGGCGUGAAGGAGGAGGACUUGUCCCGCUGGGGGCUGACAGGCAUUAAGCUUCGUCCAUAUCAAUUAGAUGGUGUAAACUGGCUGGUACAGUGCUACCAAGUCCAGCAUGGCUGUAUCCUGGGUGACGAGAUGGGUCUUGGGAAGACUUGUCAGACUAUUUCACUUCUUCUUUAUUUGACAAAAAAAUUAACAAACAAGGAGAGAUCCCUGAUUCUUUGUCCUCUGUCUGUUCUGAGCAACUGGAAGGAGGAACUGGAGAGGUUUGCUCCAAGUCUCUCCUUUGUGACAUACAUUGGCAACAAGGAAGAGCGAUCCGAACUGCAGCAGCACCUGAAAGAGCAAUCUCACUUCCAUGUGCUCUUAACAACAUAUGAGAUUUGUCUGAAAGAUGCAGCAUUUCUCAAAUUUUUUGACUGGGCUGCCUUGGUUGUAGAUGAAGCUCACAGACUGAAAAAUCAGAACUCUCUGCUUUACGAAACACUUAUUGAGCUCCCAGUAGGUUUCAGCCUACUACUCACAGGCACUCCAAUCCAGAACAACCUCCAAGAACUGUACUCCUUACUCAGCUUUAUUGAACCUGAUAUUUUUCCUAGAAAACAAGUGAAAGAGUUUGUUGAGUAUUACCAAGCAGUUGAAAAGGAGAGUGAGCCAGCCAAAGAAUUGCACAAUCUUCUGCAACCAUUUUUGCUUCGAAGAGUCAAAUCCGAGGUGACUGCAGACCUUCCAAAAAAGGUGGAAGUGGUUUUGUACCAUGGAAUGUCAGCUCUGCAGAGGAAGUACUACAAAGCUAUUCUGACAAAAGAUCUAGAUGCAUUUGAAGGUGGAACAGGAAGGAAGGUUACACUUCAGAAUGUCUUAAUACAGCUUCGGAAGUGUGUUGCCCACCCAUACCUUUUCAAUGGUGUUGAGCCAGAGCCCUUUGAGAUUGGAGAUCACAUUGUUGAAGCCAGCGGCAAACUAUGUUUGUUGGAUAAACUCCUUUCAUUCUUGUAUGAUGGUGGCCAUCGUGUCUUGCUCUUUUCUCAGAUGACUAAACUGCUUGACAUUCUGCAAGACUACAUGGACUAUAGAGGCUAUAGCUAUGAGCGGCUGGAUGGUUCUGUAAGAGGUGAAGAGAGACACCUUGCCAUUAAGAACUUUGGUCAACAGCCCAUCUUUGUCUUCCUGCUGAGCACCAGAGCAGGAGGAGUUGGCAUGAACCUGACGGCAGCAGAUACAGUUAUUUUUACUGACAGUGAUUUUAACCCACAGAAUGACUUGCAAGCAAUAGCAAGAGCUCACCGGAUUGGGCAGCACAAGCCUGUAAAAAUUAUCCGCUUGAUUGGACGAGAUACAGUUGAAGAAAUAAUCUACCGAAGAGCUGCUUCCAAGCUUCGACUGACAAAUGCCAUUGUAGAGGGAGGACAGUUCGCCUUGGGAGUACACAAACCUCAGGAAGCAACAGAUUUACAGCUGAGUGAAAUCCUGAAAUUUGGCUUAGAUAAAUUGCUGUCCUCUGAGGGAAGUACUGUCCAGGAUGUGGAGCUGGAAAACAUCCUUGGAGAGACAAAAGGAGGGAAGUGGGUAAUGGACGUUGUCCUGCCACAUGAAGAAGAAAGGAAGGAGGAUGAUACAGAAAAUCACAUGUAUGUGUAUGAAGGCAAAGAUUAUUCAAAAGAACCCAGCAGAGAAGACAAAAAAGCAUUUGAUCAGCUUUUGGAUCUUCAGAAAGCCUUGACCGAAGAGACCAGUAAAGAAGGGAGAGCUCUCCGAAACAAAGCAAAUACUCUUCUUACAGGCCUCCGGGACCAGUCAACAAGGAGGAAACACUUGCUGAGCACAGAGGAGCUGGAGACUAGGAGGAAGAAGCGCCAAGAAGCAGCUGCAAAGAGAGCAAAACUUAUGGAGGAAAGGAGAAAGGCAAAAGCAGAGGCAGAGCACAUGAAAAAGAUGGCUUGGUGGGAGUCAAAUCAUUACACAUCUACCUGUCUCCCUUCAGAGGAAAGUGAAUCUGAGGAAGAGUUUGAGGAGGGAGAGGCUGAGCUGAAUGUGGAUUUAGAUUACAGAGAUGUGGACGUAAACUGUAUCAAGUACGUUAUGGGAGAUGUCACCCACCCCAAAGCAGAAGAGGAGAAUGCCAUUAUUGUCCACUGCCUUGAUGACUCUGGCCGCUGGGGAAGGGGUGGUUUAUUUACAGCUCUGGAGAGUCGUUCUGAUCAGCCAAGAAGAAUAUAUGAGAUGGCAGGGAAGAUGAAAGACCUGCAAUUAGGAGGAACCCUGUUAUUUCCCAUUGAUGAUAAAAAAUCCAGGAGAAAAGGACAAGACUUGUUGGCCUUGAUUGUAGCUCAGCACCGGGAUCGGUCCAACAAUUUGUCUGGCAUUAAGCUGUCUGCUUUGGAAAAGGGCCUAAAGAAGAUUUAUUUAGCAGCCAAGAAAAGAAAUGCAACAGUGCACUUUCCACGUAUUGGGUAUGCAACAAAAGAUUUCAACUGGUAUGGUACCGAGCGGCUCAUCCACAAGUACUUGGCAACACGGGGUAUCCCCACACUCAUAUACUACUUCCCUAGAAAUAGAGGGUCUGUUUCACAACCAUCUUCAUCAGUAACAGCCUCAAAGCCAUGAAGAUACAAAAUUUUACUGAGAAACAUGCACAAAAACCAAGGAUAUUUUUAACUUCGUGUAGACAGUCUUCAGUGUGCAUCCACUUCAGAAACAUAUCUUACACAGCCAUUUCUUAUCUCUGUACCUCUCUGCUUUUAUUGGUCAUAACAUUUAUGUAUUGUCAAUGGCUCUAAAAUGGAAUUACACUGCUUCGGAGUUCAAAGAGGCUUGGGAUAAGGAUGUUGGCACAAUCCUAAAUAUGUUUUGAAGAUGGAAAAUUAAACUUUCACCGAUGGUCA
This is a messenger RNA of Phasianus colchicus (ring-necked pheasant), 3126 nucleotides long. It is a transcript of the gene CHD1L, whose product is annotated as chromodomain helicase DNA binding protein 1 like. Gene Ontology annotation, cellular component: nucleus. The record is from RefSeq and is a predicted model, not a curated record. Gene Ontology annotation, biological process: DNA repair; chromatin remodeling. Lineage: Eukaryota; Metazoa; Chordata; Aves; Galliformes; Phasianidae. Gene Ontology annotation, molecular function: DNA helicase activity; ATP binding.